GUUCAUUUUUAUACUUCACUGGUAGAGGAGGGUUGUUUGGCUACUUUUGUUAUUAUUAUUUUUUUCUUCUGUAAACACACCAAAAAAUGUCUAAUAAACAAACAUCCACAUCUACCAUGAUAUAUCAGCCACAACAGCAGACACCACGAGCGCAAGAUCAACGUAUAACUUUAAUACGAAAUGUUCGUAAACAUCCUCGACUGUACAAAAGUGAAUUUUUGCAUACGCCAUUUUUACAUCGUCAUGAAAAGCAACAAAUAUGGGAUAGAAUUGCUCAAGAUUCGGGAUUUGAGAAAACCGAAGAUGCCAAAUGUAAAUGGCGCUCCUUAAUCAAUUAUCUGCGACAGCAUCUGGAUAGUGUGGCACAAAGAAAAUUAAGACGUUAUAUACCAGUCACCGAAAAUCCCGAAGAUAAAUAUGUACAAUUAACUGACUGGUCCUUCUAUAAUGAGCUGGAAUUUGUAGUGCCAUAUGUUAAAUAUGCUGCCAGUAAACAAAGCAAUAAUGGAGGAGGAAAUCACAUGGAAAUAUCAGCCAAUGAAAUAGAUCUGAUCUUAGAGGGAAUAGAAGCAGAAGUCGAUAAAAGAAAUGAACAGCAGCAGCAGAAAACUGAAAAUGAUUUUACAUUACAACUGGAACAGGAACUAGCUAAGGAAGAAGAACAAGUAGAAAAACAGCCUUCUAAUGGGGAUAGUAAAUUAAUGUUAUUAUCUAAUAAUGAUAAUGCUUUAACAGAUGAUGAUAUUAUAUUAAAAGAAUACUUUGAAAAUAUGUUAAAGUCUACCUUAAAACUGCCGCGAUUUCAUCAAAAUCGUAUAAGACAAAAAUUAUUAGAUUGUAUAAAUGAACAAAAGGAUAUAAAUAAAAUUAAUUAGAUCUCUA
This is a messenger RNA of Lucilia sericata (common green bottle fly), 882 nucleotides long. RefSeq lists its product as uncharacterized. The transcript is spliced from 2 exons. Bases 87 to 875 code for a protein of 262 amino acids. Lineage: Eukaryota; Metazoa; Arthropoda; Insecta; Diptera; Calliphoridae. The record is from RefSeq and is a predicted model, not a curated record.